Myripristis murdjan (pinecone soldierfish) is the source of this 1259-nucleotide messenger RNA. RefSeq names its product ubiquitin-conjugating enzyme E2 L3-like. The transcript is spliced from 4 exons. Lineage: Eukaryota; Metazoa; Chordata; Actinopteri; Holocentriformes; Holocentridae. Bases 38 to 499 code for a protein of 153 amino acids. The record is from RefSeq and is a predicted model, not a curated record.
CGUAAUAUCAGCAGGAGGACGACACAUUGGCUCGACAAUGACGGCGAAUAGGAGGCUACAGAAGGAACUUGAGGAAAUCCGUAAAUGUGGAAUGAAAUCUUUCAGCAUUCAAGUGGAUGAGUCAAAUUUUUUUACCUGGCAAGCGCUCCUUUUUCCUGACAAUCCUCCAUAUGACAAAGCAGCAUAUCGGGUUGAGAUCCUAUUUCCUGCAGAUUAUCCUUUCAAGCCACCCAAGGUGGUUUUCAAGACAAAAAUCUACCACCCCAACGUUGAUGAGAAUGGUCAGAUCUGCCUGUCACUGAUCAGUUCAGAGAACUGGAAACCAGCCACGAGAGUUCACCAAGUGAUUCAGUGUCUUAUUUCUCUGGUGAACUGCCCUGAGCCUGAGCACCCGCUGAGGGCAGACCUCGCUGAGGAAUACUACAAGGACCGCAAGAAAUUUUUGAAGACGGCAGAAGAGUUUUCAAAGAGAUAUGGUGAGAAGCGACCUGUAGACUGAGAGCAGAGCUUGGAGAUGUGUUGCCUCUGGCCCUCUGUCUCCUGUUCAGAGAUGGCUCCCACACUCUCUGCUCUAACCCCAAACUAUGAGUGAAGCCCUGUUCAUGCAUAUCUGCAUUGUUAACAGCACUACACCGUGCUGUCCACUCCUUAGUAGAGUGGUGGAAUUUUGUUUCAAUUUGCCAUGAAAGCAGGACUUUUUGGUGAAUAGACAGGCUCCUGCCUCUAGGUGUCAGCCUUUUUUUGUGGUAGUGUCUCUGUUGAUUUCUGUAUUAGACAAUUUGUGAAAAUGAACGAGGGGGCAUCUUAUAAAUCAAAAUGUCAGACACAAAAAAAAUGCUGUGCUUCUUUAGUCUUGAAUGUUUUCAUAAAUAAUUUGCUUAUACAGAUCUGUUUACAGAUUUUGAGACUGUUUUUUAAAGUUACUGAAUGCACGGCAAUUAUACUGUUGUUUUUUAUCUACUGUCACAUUCCUUCAUAACCCAUUGUAUUCUUUUUCCUUAAGUUGCACUUUGUGGAAAUGGCUUUUCCACUCCAUGAAAUCAUUAUAUUAUAUCUUAAAUUUGUUACCGACGCUGAGUUUCACAUGUAAAAGAAACUGCACAAACAAAGAUUUUCGAAAAGCAGCAACAUUGUAUUGUCUUCUUUAUGUUUUUAUAUCUUAACAUGUGUGUAGACUGUAUUUUAAGAAAGACUUAAUGACAAAUUAUCAUUGUUUGUUAUGCUGUUUGCAUCUCUACUUUCUGUGGCAUAAAACAGAU